Molecule: messenger RNA, 5934 nt
Organism: Musca domestica (house fly)
Lineage: Eukaryota; Metazoa; Arthropoda; Insecta; Diptera; Muscidae
Gene: Patr-1
Product: transcription factor mef2A
Exons: 5
Coding region: 117-3302 (1061 amino acids)
Biological process (GO): P-body assembly; deadenylation-dependent decapping of nuclear-transcribed mRNA
Cellular component (GO): P-body
Molecular function (GO): RNA binding
Source: RefSeq, a predicted model, not a curated record
AACACUUUUCUUCGUCAAUGUUCGUUUUUAGCGAAUGGUCCAAGCCAGCCAUAUGUGAUGAAUGUGGCUGUGUGACAAGUCAUGACAAUUUCACAUAAAAUAAACAAAUUUAAUCGAUGGAAAACUCAUUUUUUGGAUUUGAUACCUCUAUGCCGUUGGACGAUGAUGGCGGAGGAAGAAUUGCUGAACCAUCUGAGGAAGAGUAUGAUGCAUUAAAUGACGAGACAUUCGGCUCCGCAAUCAAUGGAGACUGGGAGGAGGUGCAUGAAAACCUGGUGCGUUUGGAUGGGGAAUUGGAUGGUGAUACCUUGGACAGUACUGGGAAUGUGGCAAGUGGUGGAGGUGGUUACGGCACCUCCAUGAAUACUUUGCGAAAUUCCCGCCAACAACGACGUUCGGAUUCGGAUUUAGAAUUGAAUUUGACCGGCAUGAAGUUGGAUGAUGUGGACAUCAGCUAUGGUGAAAAUGAAAAUAUGAGCACGCUUCUGGGAGAUCCCAUGAAAAUGGAUCCCAGUGUGUGGUCAUUACAGCCUUCAAGGGUUCACCACAAUGCCAAUGAUGAUGGCAUUUUAAGAAUGACGCCCAACGCGGCUGCUUUUUUAACAGAACAUUUUCCAAGUCCAUUUCACAAGGCACCACAACAGCCGCCACAUCCGCAACACCAACACGCGCACUUUCAAAUGAUGGCACAGCAAGCAUCUCAUCGCCAAACGCCUGUAAACAUGCCUCCCCUUGGACUACCUAAUCUUCCGCCUAUGCACCCUCAAGGGGGCCCGCCUAAAAUAUGUACUUUGGAAGAUAUUGAAAGAAAUUUGAUAAUGCAACAAGCAGCUGCGAAACAAGAACAAGCGCAACAGCAGCAGCAGCAACAACAACAGACUUCACAGCAACAGGAUCGCAAUGCACAGGCAAUGGAUACAUCAGCUCAGCAACACCGCUUACUUAACGAUACUUUGAAGCAUACACCUAGCACUUCAACGCCAAUGCAGCAACAACAACAGCAGCAACAAGCUCAGCAAAAUCAACAGAAUCAACAACAUCAAUUGUUAGAACAACAACAACAGCUAAAUCAAAAAUUGCAACAAAAAGCUGGAUCAUCAUCCUUUCCCAACUCAGCUCAGCAUCAGUCACCACCUAGACCAUCAAGCAAUUUUGCAAAUAAUUUAGCUCAACAUCCUUUAGGCAGUUUAUUACAACAACAGCAGCAGCAACAGCAACAACAACAGCACCCACAACCAGCAACUUUAAACUCGGCAGGAAAUCGAAUAAAUCCAGGAUUCUUUUUCCCUCAUGGACCACAUCCACAAUUGCCACCGCAUCCAUUACUCAACCAACAUGGAUUGCCAAAUAAUUUUACCAAUCAACGUCCACUGCCGAAUCCGCACCUACCAGUUGCGCUCAACAACUUUGCAAUGCAUCCCAAUUUUAAUGCAAUGCGUGCGGCCGCAGUUGCCGCUGGCAUACACCCGGCAACACUUUUGGCUCAACAACAACAAGCAGUUGCAGCAGCGGCUAUUGCAAAUCGUAUACCCGGACAUCCACCAAACCCCAUGAUGUUGUUGAACAAUCAAAGUUCAUCGAAUUCCUCUUUCAAUAUGUUCAACAUGCGUUUGGUUCAAGAAAUCCAACAGAAUCAUCCGUUGUUACAAAACUCUGCCCGACAGUCACAACAAAUGCUCCAAAAUGCUACUGGUCCAAAUAAUCUUCUGAACCUACAACAACACCAGUUGCACCAGCAUAAGAGAGCCGGUUCUGUACCCAUAAUGAACCUCAAUCAAAAACUAAAUCACAAUAUGCGCCGUGAUGGAACUGGUAAUGGCAAUUUGCCUCACGAAGACUACGACGAGUAUGCCAAUUUGAUGAGCACCCGCGACAAGCAUUGGCUUAUUGGCAUACAGCUGUCACAGUUGAAUACGGACACACCAUACAUUGACGACUACUAUUACACUGUUUAUAAAGAACGCAAGACGGUUCAAAAUGGUAGCUUGCGCCACAGUCAAGCCCACAAAGACAACCAAUUGAAUCAUCCCUUGACGCAGCCCAAAGGACAUGCCCAACUUAUUCUGGUGCAACUGGGCAAUAAGAAUGGUAAUCGCAAUGGCCAGCAACGAGAACGUCGUAAUUCGGAUAAUCACAAUAACAACCAAGACAUGAAAGUGCCAAUGUAUGUUUACACCCCAUUGAAAUUUGAAAAUUCUCUUGGCAAAUUACAAUACGGUAGCGUCACGGCUCCACGCAAGAUAAUAGAUGCCGAAAUUAUGAGCAAUGAAUCCCCUAACACCCAUGGAAAUGGUACAGACAAUGCAGCUCAUAAUACCAGCACUGGGUCUUCAGUUGUAACAACUGCUGCUAACAAUGGAUCGGCAACAGCUGCUGGAGGUAAACGUUCUGAAACUCCUGGGGUUUCACAAUUGCCCAAUUCAACUGGCAGCGGCGAUCUCAAUUCUUCCAAUACUCAACGAAAGUCACGUUAUAUUUUGCUACACAUUGAGACCCUAUAUCGUGUCCUUUUAAAAUUGGAUGACUUAAAUAAUCCCAAAGCCAUUGAAACAAUUCUGAUGAAAAAGAAGAAGGAAAGUGAACGCAUUGCUGCUAUGGAGCAAUUAGAGAAUGCCAACAAGACACCCGAAGAACGUGCUGCAGAUACUGUCAGCAACCCAUCACUCCGUACUAAAUUUAAUUAUGAAAUAGAAACCAAGGAAGCGUUGGUUGAAAAACUUGUAGCUGGAUUGCAGCACGAUAAAGUUGUUGCAAUGAUGAAUGUGCGCAAAGGCAAAGUUUUAAUUCGCCGGAUUAUGCCGUAUAUUGAGCAACACGAUGCCCGCUGGAAUGUAUGGAUUGGCGUUUUUCAUUCAUUGCAAAGUGUUGUGAAAAAAGAUCGAGAUGAUGCCGAAGGCAUUUUAUACUCCCUAUAUCCAGAAUUUAACAAACAAAUUAAAUCGGCAAAUUUCGAAAUAAUUGUCAAGAUUUCAUCGGCAAUUUCGUUGAAUGAUAAAAAGGCAAAUGGCGUUUUUUGUAGCAAAUUCGGAAUAUCUUCUCUUGUCUGUUUAAUAUUACAAGCUGAAAAUAUAUACGACAAAAAUGAAGAUGCAACUCUAACGGAGCAAAACAAGGAUAAUUGGCGUCAAUUUCUAGAUCAAGUUGCAACAUCAUUGAAUCGCACCAUACAGAAUCAAACUAUUUGUGCUGCUAUCGAGUCGGACUCCAUUACACCAAUUAUGAAUCAUUUUGCACGAUUUAAAGAUUUAAAACUGGACUCGUUAUUGGCUCUUAUAACUGAAGCAAAACAGCAAAUUAACUAAAAGGCAACGCAACAACAACAACAACAAAUCAUUCAUAAUAAUUGUCAGCGUUCUAAAACAGGAUGAUAGAGAAGAAACUUAUGCAAAAUGUUAAGCAUACAUUAAUAACACCAACAAAAAAAAUACAUCCAUCACUCAUGAUAUAUAAAAAGAACUCAAUUUCCUCCUAUCCACCACCCACUGUGCUACAGGCAAGUAGUAGAUUUUGCAUACAAAUCUUUCUAAGCAACAAACAAAAAUGUAGACCUACAUUAACAACCCAAAAAAAAAAAAAAAAAAAAAAAAAAAAAACAGCAGUUAAAACACAGAAUAAGCACAUUUAAUGAAUUUAUAUUUCAUUUCCAAAAAAAGCAGAAAAGUAUCUUUGCAGAUUUUAAAGCAUCUAAAAUUUUGUUUAAAUCACAGUUAUUUCUCUUCGAAGUUAUGGAUCAACUAUAACAUAACAUACGACCUACAAACGACGGUUUGGUCAAAUAGAGAUUGUUAAUAUCACCAUAUUUGUUCCCCACUGUAGAAUAGCAACAUCCAUGUGUAUGUUGCAAAUUGAAUUUAUGUAAUUUCAAAAUUAUAUCAUAAAACUAGAAAACCAAUGAACAAAAGUUAAAUAUUAAAUACGGCAGAAAUUAAUUACAUCCACUUUUUGAAGUGUGGUUUUAAAUCAAAUUCUGUACUGAAUUUUGUGUUCUUGUUUUAUGUGUUAAUUUUUGAAUGACAUGGAUUCAAUCCAUGGUACAAUAAGGAGGUAGAACAGUUUCGUAAAACUACAGAAAUACAGCCCUAAAGCUAUGCCCGCUUCCUGUCAGAAUUAUUCAAAAGUUGUUUUCAAUUAUUUGAUAUUUUUUGUUCAUUUUUAAAAUGAGUCAAAAACGCGAAAGAUGUAUGAAAUGCCUAAAUGUUCUCCCAAAAAUAUGAUCCUAAGAGUUCACUCUUUCAAUUCCAUGGCAAAUCUGGUUAAUAUUAUUAAUGCGCGACCCGCAAUUUAAGUUUCUUCCAAUCAUUGAUUCUGAAGAUAUUUUGUUUUUAUUUGUCAAAACAACAAAUACAUACACAUAAUUGGCAGAAGCCGGGCACACUUAAAAAAAAUUGUAAUCAGCUGGUAGCUCUACCUCCCUAUCAUGGGUUUUUUUACAAGGUGGUACGUUAAUGUAGCUGGUCUUCUUUUGCUGUCAAAUCAUAUUAUUUCAUUAACAAUAUUUUCUUUUCGAAAAAAAUUGCCAUUGACCCAUUUGUGAAAUAUGUUUAAAUGGUUUCUUCUUUUUGUGGAAUUUCUGCAACAGAAAUUUUUGACAGCAUUAGAAGACAAUACUUUGAAUUUGCUGCAUUGAAAACCUUAUAAAAUGACCUUAGAUUCAAUGUAAAAUUCAUUGCAUCUGAUGGUCAACAAAAUAAAUUUCAUUUCAACUUCGAUUAUUCAAAAUUAAAAAAGGCCCAUUUUAAGUUUUAAAAUAAGAAAGGAAAGGAAAGCAAAAACGACCUAGUGCUAUUUAUUGUUUGAAUACUUACAUAUUUGCAAACAAUAAAUACCUUUCUAUUUUAAAGUUUGAAAUUGAAUUUUUAAAACUGGAUGAUAUUUCAAGAUAACAUAGUAUAAAUAAAGGUUGAAGAAUAGAUAUUUUUUUGUUUUUUUUUUCUAUUUUUAUUUUCAAUUAACAAACAUUUUUUUAUUUUCAAAUCACAAAACAAAGUGUUUAUAAAAAAUCAGUUUGUUUAUUAAAUAGUUUUUUAUUGAUUGAUUUAUCUUGUCGUUUUAUAUAUUAAUAAGUAGCUAUUCUUUAAUUUCAAUUUUAUUUUGUUAUUAAAAAUGAACUUGUCUAUUUAUAUUGGUGGUGCUAAAAGUUUGGCAUCAGCAAUAUCUGCUGCAUAAUAAAAAAGAAAUAUAUACUUUUCAAAAGAAAAUAAAAAACAAAAAAAUGGCAAAUAAGUAGUAAAUCACAUAUAACAAAACUUAUAUAGUACAUACAUACAUAUUUUAUGUUUAAUUUUUUUUUUAUAAUAAUAAUAAUGUUUAUUUUUAUUGGUGAAUAUAGCCAUUAUAUAAUUUUAUACAUACACAUGUUUUUAUUAUUUUUCCCCGCUCCGUUAUUUGAUUUUUAUUUUAAUUUGGUGUUUUGUAAAUAUUUGUAAAAGCAAAACCUUAGAACUUAGGAUCGAAAUUUUAAUUUAAAGCAAGAAAAAAAAUAUAAAUAAAAAAAAAAGAAAGAAAACCUUGAAAAGUAAUGUGUAUUCAAAGUAAACGUAAAAUAAUAAUAAUAAAAAAGAUACAAAUCUCCAAAAAAAAAGAAAAAGAAAACCACAAAACGAAGUAAAACCAAUAAUAUACAAAAAUAGCUAUGAGUUAAAAACUGAAUAUUUUAUUAAAUAAAAUAAAGUAAAUUUUAAUGAUAAACACAAACAUUUUUUCAAAAGUGUUCACACAAAUAUUUAAUAUUCUGUUAGAUGAAAAAUUGAUGAUAAUUCGACUUGGUCAAGGAUUUUUACUUCAACCGAUUGUACUGUAACAAUUUAAUAUUUCCUAGAAUGAAUUAAAAUGAAUCUUUGUCAAGGGGAAAUUUUUUGAAUUUUGGACCCUAUGGAAUGUUUUUAAUAAUAUUUUUAUCUGCACAUGCAAAUUUAAAUAUUAGAAAAUCUAUAU